GUCCUCCUCUCCGUCUUAGCCUAUUUCACCCCCAGACAGACCUCUCUCAAUGCAUCCCCUCUAUAAAAUAAGGGGGCUGGACUCUUCAUCUAAGGCUAUUCUAAAAGCCUGAAAUCGCCCGGGGCAUCCUGGGGUGACCUGGGUUCUUAAAGGGCCAGUCCCUCAGCGAACCUGCUAAAGUACAAGGGGUGAAGAGACCCCAGGAGAGGGGAGAUUUUUGGAGAAGGGGAGUCAUUGGUGGUCUAUCGGCCCGUGCCAGUUUAAUCCAUUCCUGGGAUCAGCUUAUUAUUGUGGGGUCAAAUGGUCAGCCUGGGGAUCAGCGGGACAUCAUCAUUAGUCACUCCCAUUACAAGGGGUCUGGAGGAAGAGGGGCACAGUAGAAUGAGUUGGAAGCCCCCAGCAGCUGUUUUAUAGAAGGACCCACCACCCCGUCGCGGGUGCAGCUUCUGCGCAGGAUCCGGUCCAUCCCUUCUAGAUUCCCUACUGCAUUCUGGGACAUGUAGUCUCGGAUUAGUCUUAGAGCUCGCUUGGAGAGGAAGAACUUUACGCGGUGCAUGAUGGGAGACGCGGUGCGGCGACGGCGACGGCCUCGAAAAAAGCGGCUUUCUGGGACUUGAAGUCCGAGGCUUGUCUCCACUGUCCGGCUGGCGUCCCUGGAGUCGGAGACGGGCGAGUCCUGGAGAAGAGCACGCCGGGGUUUGUAGUCCUCUGACUUCCUCUAGCUCGAGCUUUUCCCGGAGGCCAGGAAGCCUCGAGGACUUCAGGUCCCAUAAUCCACGUCCCGCCGAGCAGGAGGGUAGGCAGGCGAGCGGGGCGGGGCGCGGCCUGGGGGGACUCCUUGUAGCCUCCUCCCCAGCUGAGCCGGGGUCCUAGCCUGGGAACCCGGGGCUCGCCAGGGGCCCCGUGGUCGUCGUGAUGCAGAAGUAUGAGAAACUGGAGAAGAUAGGCGAAGGCACCUAUGGAACCGUGUUCAAGGCCAAGAACCGAGAGACCCACGAGAUCGUGGCACUUAAACGGGUUCGCUUGGACGAUGACGACGAGGGGGUCCCGAGCUCAGCCCUGAGAGAGAUCUGCCUGCUUAAGGAACUGAAGCAUAAGAACAUUGUCAGGCUUCAUGAUGUUUUGCACAGUGACAAGAAACUGACCCUGGUUUUUGAGUUCUGUGACCAAGAUUUGAAGAAAUAUUUUGACAGUUGCAAUGGAGACCUGGACCCCGAGAUUGUGAAGUCAUUCCUUUUUCAACUGCUUAAAGGCCUUGGAUUCUGCCACAGCCGUAAUGUUCUGCACCGGGACCUGAAGCCCCAGAACCUUCUAAUUAAUCGGAAUGGGGAGCUCAAGCUGGCUGAUUUUGGCUUGGCGCGAGCCUUUGGGAUCCCUGUUCGAUGUUACUCUGCAGAGGUGGUCACUUUGUGGUACCGUCCGCCAGAUGUCCUAUUCGGGGCCAAACUAUACUCCACAUCCAUUGACAUGUGGUCAGCUGGAUGCAUCUUUGCAGAACUGGCCAAUGCUGGGCGGCCUCUCUUCCCUGGGAAUGAUGUAGAUGAUCAGCUGAAAAGAAUCUUCCGGCUGCUGGGGACCCCAACUGAAGAGCAGUGGCCUGCCAUGACCAAGCUUCCAGACUACAAGCCUUACCCCAUGUAUCCAGCAACGACAUCACUUGUCAAUGUUGUCCCCAAGCUCAACGCCACAGGGAGGGACCUACUGCAGAACCUGCUCAAGUGUAACCCAGUUCAACGCAUCUCAGCGGAAGAAGCUUUGCAGCAUCCCUACUUCUCUGACUUCUGCCCUCCCUAGCCAGGGGUCUCCUUUGCCCUUUCCAUGUCCAGAGAACCGAGUCCACUACCCUCGACCCCUCUAGGUCCUCAGAUUGGGAGCUGCUCGAUGCGCUCUCGCCUUGCUGGCCCAUCCUCUUCCCUACCUACCCAGGGACCCUGGGGCAGGAGAAAUAGACCCUGGGAGCUAAGGGAUUGGAGCCUCCUUUGCCCAUUUCUCUUCCCUGGCCCUUCUCUAGACUCCCCCGCCCCAUUGGAAAAGGGGUAGGGGUGGGGAUGGUGCUAUGCACUUAAGCUCUGCUACUUGGGCCAGAUGUUUGGGGUCAGCCUUGGUGGGGUUAGGGGUGUGAAGGAUGGAUGCCAGCCGGAGCCCCUGUCCCCCCACUUCCUGCGUUCCCCCCCUUAUGUAUGGACUUUAUUUAAUUUCAUAAAUUGGCUUCUUUCCCACAAAUCUAGGCUUAUGUCAUGAGAGAAGGUGUGUGUGUCUUUCUGUUCUGAGACAUGGUAGCAGAGGCCUGAAGACUGUGACCUGCCUCCACUUACUAACAUGUCCAGCCAUCAUCUCCCCCCACUCACUCUCAUGGCCCCCUUUUGGCUCACGGUCCAGUUUCUUAGGAACCCAGUGAAACCCGUCACUCAGAAGAGGGAUUAGAUUGGGCCUGCUCUGCCCACCAGAGGGCAGAAGUCAACACUAGGUGGAAAUUAGGGCUCAGUUUUGGAUCAUCCAGAGGAAAGUCUUCCUAGGCAAUUAGACCUAGCCAUAAGUGGCAUAUGGGCCGCCCGGGAGCUCUCUUCCUGGGGGUCUUCAGCUCGGUGAGUUGCUGUGCUGGGGGUCUCAUGCAGAGGAUGAACUGGUUCCUGAGCCCCCUCCACUUGUAGGUGUCUGUGGAACCUGACUUGAGGGUGAACCUUUAUGCUUGACUUCUGCCCAAAGGCUGGGAGAUGUAUGGGCUUAUUCUGAGUACUGGUUGGGGGCAGGGAGGGGGAAUUAGGACUAGAAAAUGAGAGUUGUCAUUUAUUAAUAAACAGUAUGGCUUUGA
This is a messenger RNA of Antechinus flavipes (yellow-footed antechinus), 2812 nucleotides long. RefSeq names its product cyclin dependent kinase 5 (gene CDK5). Gene Ontology annotation, biological process: protein phosphorylation; synaptic vesicle transport; axonogenesis. The transcript has 12 exons. NCBI's taxonomy places the organism in Eukaryota, Metazoa, Chordata, Mammalia, Dasyuromorphia, Dasyuridae. Bases 916 to 1794 code for a protein of 292 amino acids. The record is from RefSeq and is a predicted model, not a curated record. Gene Ontology annotation, cellular component: cytoplasm; nucleus. Gene Ontology annotation, molecular function: ATP binding; cyclin-dependent protein serine/threonine kinase activity.